AUGGCAAGUCAGCAUAGCCCUUCCAAGACACCGAAUCGACGCGUGCUGGGAAAUCUCCCUCCGAGUGCCAUAAAUACCCCCCAGAACCUAGCCAAGGCAUACGAGGCAUCCGGACUCACUCGCGCUCAAAGCCAACUAAAGCACGUUACCACCCACACCCCACCAAGAUUUCUAGACAAAGAGAACUUUGCGACUCCAGACGCGUCUCAAAAGGGUAAAAAGAGGGGCAUAGACCAGGUUGAUAGUGUCGAAACGGCCCAAAGUUUAAAGAUGCUCACUCGCUCUGGCGACAAUGGUGCCGUUGAGACCGGCAUGCGCCUCACCGCCGAAGCCAUGCAAAGACAUACUCAAAACAACCCCAUCGGCCUCGCAGACCCAGGCUCGCCCACCGAACGCGCCACGCCUUCUCCCGAACCAGAACACAUGCAACAGUCCCAAAAGAGCAACCAGUCCUUCUCCGACCUCCUCAACUAUGAAAUGUGCGCUAGCCAGAAGAGCGAACAUGGGACAAAUGUUAUGCCACCACCCCCCGUACCCGCCCCAACAUCCUCCCAAGAGAAGAGGCGAUCACGCGCAGAACAGUUGCGCACGCGUCUCAAGUUUGGACUAUACAAGGUCAAGACAAACCAAGUGACCAAGCGCGAUGCCGACAUUAUUGGGACAUAUGAAGCCAGGACAUGUCAGGCCAGCGAGCCUCACGGGUACUCAUACUCGUUGGACGCGCUCAACGCGUCGAUACCAACAACUAUCACGCCAUCACGAGAAUCUCUCGACGCCUAUCGCGUUCCCAACAUUACAGUUUCGUCUCCACGACGCGAACAGGCGCCUUCCUUUGUACAGGCAAACCUCGAUCCAUUUCGUCCCGUCGGUAAACUUGGGCCGGCACCAGUCCAAUUUGCCAUGCCCAAAGACAAUUUCCAAACUUCUUCACGAACAAUACAAGGCUACGAGCCUUCGUCCUCGCCCCCAGGCGUAUCAUUACCCAACCAUGACACGCACCAACAAUACACAUCACCAGAUUAUCAGACAAGUCGUUAUCAGGCACCUGCUGCGUCCGUGGUGUCAACGACUGGAUACGGACCAAGGAAAGAAGCGAGGCAAGACACUGCACACCAAAGACUACAACGUCUCAAAGAGCAACAGUACAUGGAUAGCAGUAUAGGCGGACUGCAAGACAAUGCGGCCAAGGGCCUUAUCCAGCUCAUGCAAGGAGGACGGUAG
This is a messenger RNA of Pyrenophora tritici-repentis Pt-1C-BFP, 1221 nucleotides long. RefSeq lists its product as uncharacterized. The record is from RefSeq and is a predicted model, not a curated record. Lineage: Eukaryota; Fungi; Ascomycota; Dothideomycetes; Pleosporales; Pleosporaceae.